Messenger RNA from Gilbertella persicaria, 2332 nucleotides. RefSeq lists its product as uncharacterized. NCBI's taxonomy places the organism in Eukaryota, Fungi, Mucoromycota, Mucoromycetes, Mucorales, Choanephoraceae. The record is from RefSeq and is a predicted model, not a curated record. Gene Ontology annotation, biological process: peptide metabolic process. Gene Ontology annotation, molecular function: metalloendopeptidase activity. Gene Ontology annotation, cellular component: mitochondrion. The transcript has 2 exons. The coding region runs from base 6 to 2273 and encodes 755 amino acids.
GAAUCAUGUCAAUUUUGGCCUUGAAGGGACUAUCCAACACAAUAAGAAAGAGUAUUGUCAAGCAAACAACUUGUUUCAGUCAAUCAAGAUACAGCUAUGCCACAUUAAGACAAAAAACAGCAGUUGUUACCGAAAAUAACGAUCAUAUCCGUCUCCUGUUUGAUGAUGAUAAUGCCUGGAAACACCAAACAUGUACCAAAACAACCGAGUCCAUAGGCUUUUUCGAGAACCCUCAUUUCUCUUCUAUCUAUGGUAUCGAUUUUGCCACGCAACAAGCUAUUCAACGUGCACAGAUCCUUGUUGAGCGUAUUUGCAGCGCACCUCAGAAUGGUGCUGAAGAAAUGCGCAAGAUUGUCAAGAAUCUCGAUCGACUUUCGGAUACCUUAUGUAGUGUGAUUGAUCUAGCUGAAUUCAUUCGUAAUGCCCAUCCCGAUCAAGCUAUCAUGGAAGCAGCCAACAAGAGCUACAGUGAUCUAUGUUCCUAUAUGAACUUGUUGAAUACCGAUCAACGUAUUCAUCAGGUGCUUUCUCUUGUAUUGGCCGAUAAAAGUAUUGUGGAUACAUUUACACCUGACGAACAUGCGGCAGCCAUUGUUUUUCUACGCGAUUUUGAGAAAUCAGGCAUUCAUUUACCCAACAAGAAGCGAGCAGAAUUUGUGAAUCUAUCUGACAAGAUUAUUCAUUUAGGCCGAGAAUUCAUUCAAAUGAAUCCUAGAUCCAUACGCCAUGUCAAAGUACCAGCAACAGAUCUUUCAGGCGUGCAUCCCAAUGUCAUCAUGGCAAUGAAGCGUAAAGAUGGCUAUGCUUAUAUACCAACUGAUGCUACUGAAAGUCAAAUUGUAUUGAAAUAUGCUCACAAUGAACAUAUACGACGCAAAGUCUAUGAAGGCAUGAACUCUGCUACUCCACAAAGUAUUGAUGUAUUGGAACAAUUAAUGCGCACACGGUCUGAUUUAGCUACACUUGUCGGUAGCCCAUCUUAUGCAGACCUACAGUUACAAGAUAAAAUGGCCAAAAAUCCAAACAAUGUCGAAGCCUUUCUGAAGACGUUGCUCGAGCAUCAAGCACCUACUUUUAAAAAUGAUAUCCAGUUGUUAGAAAAGAUCAGGCAACAACCUGGUUUAAAUGCCUGGGAUCGUGAUUAUUAUAUGCAAAUCCAUAACUCCAAGCAUGCUGUUCCUCUUGGCAUGCCACAUUUCUCAGUGGGAUCUGUCAUUCAAGGUCUUUCUCAGUUAUUUAAGCAUAUGUAUGGUGUUGAAUUUGAACAUGCGUCCCUUAAGCCUGGAGAAGCAUGGCAUGAUCAAGUGCGCAAAUUAGACGUAGUAUGUGAACAAGAGGGUAAGAUAGGCACCAUUUAUUGUGAUUUGUUUAGUCGACCAGGCAAAACGACUUAUUCUGCUCACUACACCAUACGAACUUCCCGUCGUGUAGAUAAUGAUGAUGCAGAGAACGACAUUCAAUAUGCUUUUCCUGGUCGCCACAUUGAUAGUAGUAAACUGAUGCCACCUGUGCACCAGCCUGCUGAAUCUGUGCGUGGUAAAAAAGGUCUGUACCAAUUACCCAUCAUUGCCUUGACAUGCGACUUUUCUUCCUCCAAUGCAAAACUUUCCAUGUCUGAAGUAGAGACCUUGGUACAUGAAAUGGGACAUGCGAUGCAUUCAAUGCUGGGUCGCACUGAUUUUCACAACGUGGCAGGUACACGAUGUGCCUCUGACUUUGUUGAACUGCCUUCUAUUUUGAUGGAGCAUUUUGUAUGGCAUCCUCAAGUGCUGCCUCUGUUUGGCAGUAAUAUUUCAUCACAUGCAGUGGAUGCCUAUCUAAGACAACGUAAGCAGUUUAGCGGUAUUGAACUCAAUAGUCAAAUCCUGAUGGCCCUUGUUGAUCAGCGCUAUCAUUCGGCUGAUGUGAAGCAUCCUGGUUUCUCAAGUGAGAAAGAAUGGCAUCAAUUACAAGACCAAGUAGGACUCUUCAAGAGUGUGCCUGGCACCAUGUGGCCUGUUCAAUUUGGCCAUUUGCUUGGCUAUGGAUCGAACUAUUACUCUUACUUGUUUGAUCGGACUUUGGCCCGAAGGGUCUGGGAAACGCAUUUCAAGACAGAUCCAUUAGAUAGAGAAAAAGGACAAGUAUUCCGUGAUGGCUUACUCAAGUGGGGAGGAGCACGUGAUCCAUGGCAAUGCAUUGCUCACGUCUUGGGAGGACAAGACGGAGAUAAGAUUGUACGUGGUGAUGAAGAAGCGAUGCGUACAGCGGGUGACUGGGGCAUUGAUGUCUAAAUUAGCCCGCAUAAACUAAAUAAAAGUCAGUUUUUUUUUCUUUUUUCUCUCUUUCUUUU